CCCGCGGGCACGGCCCGGGGCGGCAUGGGGGGGCCGCGGCGCCUGCUGCUGGUCUCCAACUCCACCCUGCACGGAGGGGGGUACCUGGGCCACUGCCAGCAGCACAUCAAGAGCUUCCUCGGGGAGAAGGUGAAGCGGGUGCUCUUCGUUCCCUACGCCCUGCACGACCGAGACGCCUACGCCCGCACCGCGAGGGAGAAGUUUGAGAGCUUGGGUUAUGGGCUGGACAGCAUUCAUGAAUCUUGUGAUCCAGUGGAAGCUGUAAGGAAAUCUGAAGCAAUAUUUAUUGGAGGUGGGAACACAUUCCGUCUCCUGAAAGCUCUCUAUGACAACAGCCUCAUACAGGAGAUCAGGAAAAGAGUUCUUGAGGAUGGGAUUCCUUAUGUGGGGUCCAGCGCAGGAACUAAUGUUGCUACCAUCAGCAUCAAUACUACCAAUGACAUGCCAAUUGUUUAUCCACCUUCCCUGCAGGCCCUAGGUUUAGUUCCUUUUAAUAUUAACCCCCACUACUUGGACCCAGAUGUUAAAAGCACUCACAUGGGUGAGACAAGAGAGGAAAGAAUUCGCCAAUAUCAUGAAGAACCAAACACGCCUCCAGUUCUGGGCUUGCGGGAAGGUACGAUGCUGCUAGUGGAAGGAGACAAAGCCACCUUGCAAGGAGUGACAGGAGCACGUCUGUUUUUGAGGGAUAAGAAACCAACUGAACAUGAGCCUGGAACAGAUUUCAGUUUCCUCCUGACUGACAAUAAUCUCCAGAAUCUGUAGCCUUGCAUACUCUGCAGCAAAAGUUACUACAUGAGAAGACAAUGAGGAGAAAGGAAAGAGAUGCUUCUAGCCCCGGGUGUGCGUGUGUGUGUGUGUGAAGAACUUAUGCUUUAUAAAUAAAGAUAAACAUGCA
Messenger RNA from Haliaeetus leucocephalus (bald eagle), 898 nucleotides. RefSeq names its product alpha-aspartyl dipeptidase-like. Gene Ontology annotation, biological process: proteolysis. The transcript is spliced from 8 exons. The record is from RefSeq and is a predicted model, not a curated record. Gene Ontology annotation, molecular function: serine-type peptidase activity. Lineage: Eukaryota; Metazoa; Chordata; Aves; Accipitriformes; Accipitridae. Bases 25 to 765 code for a protein of 246 amino acids.